Molecule: messenger RNA, 3250 nt
Organism: Branchiostoma floridae (Florida lancelet)
Lineage: Eukaryota; Metazoa; Chordata; Leptocardii; Amphioxiformes; Branchiostomatidae
Product: mediator of RNA polymerase II transcription subunit 24-like
Exons: 27
Coding region: 131-3250 (1039 amino acids)
Cellular component (GO): mediator complex
Molecular function (GO): transcription coregulator activity
Source: RefSeq, a predicted model, not a curated record
CUUUUAGAAAUUGACUAAUCAAAUUGCGGCUUACAUUUCAGGGCUGCUUGCCGAUUCAAAAUGGCGGCGCCCAUACAAAUGAGCGGGUUUUACUAAAGAUAUUGUUGGAUUUUUGUAAAUUUUAUGCGCCAUGAACCGCGCUGGGGAUCCCGGGACGAGGCAAGGGCCGGCGAGGAGCAUCAGCAUGAACGGAAGGGCGAGCAUCAAGAGCUUCCUGCUGCGGGCGUGGCGGGAAAGGUGGACGGAGCUGCAAUGGAGUGUCAACCUAAAGCAAGCUUUUCCUGGUGGGUCCAUGGACCAGUAUCAACUCGCAGAGUGCAUCCUGCAGCAGGCGUUUGUCGGCCCCACCCCGAACACCCUGGUGCUCUCCUACCUCAGGCACGCCCUCAGCUCUCAGGUCGUCUCAUACGGGGCAUUCCUCAACGCUCUCACCAAGUAUGAGGAUGUGACCAGACCUCUCUGUACCAGAACCUUGUUGGACCUUCUCAACUGUUAUGCAGCUCAUGUUAGCUGCCUGGGCACCCCUGACUCCUGCCUGCUCCUGUGUAAGUCCUUAGUCCUGACUGUGCUGUGGUUACUGAGAUGUGUGAGCCAGGCUGUGGAGAAGCUGAAGGAGUCUACAGAGUAUGCAGACAUCCUGCGAGUGACGGGAGAGGUUCUGGGGAAACUGUUGGGGAACGGACAGACUCGGGCUCUGCUGUAUGUGGGCAAGAUGGAGGAAACAGCUGGUUGGGGCAAGGUGGAGCAGCUGCAGACGACCCUGCAGGACUCCGUCCAGAACCUGGCCCAGUCUGGCCUGAUCGUGCGAGACACGGCCAACAGUCUACAGCAGGCUUUUUACCAGUUACAACAGCUGCCGCACGGCAAGGCGCUGUCACCACCGGGACAGGCUCAUGGACACGGAGCUCUCAACUCUAGCAUCGCUGUCCUCUCGUUCAUCGAGGCGACCCUCAACACCACCAGCGAUACACAGCUGUUUGUGGAGUUGUUGCUCCUGAUAGAGAGAUUAAAUAACAUCCCCCGCCCCCGUCUGUACGCGCAGGUGUGCCAGUCAUGUCUGAUGGGGCUCAUCGACUCAGCAGAGACCAACGAUGAACUCAAGUGGACGGCUUUUACAUUCCUUAAGAUUCCUCAGAUCUUCCAAAGGUUGAAAACUUUCACCCAAGAAGGAAAAGAUGGUAGAGAAGAAAUUUACCAAGGGUUCGAACUUCUCUUAAGACUGCAGCCUCUGAUUGACAAGGCGGAUGUCAAGAACAAUUGUGACAUCAUGCAGCAGCUACUGCAGGAGUGUGCUAAGAAGGACCUUAUAGCGGAUGCACAGACCAAAAAACUCCUGGACAAAAGGGCCAUUGACAGGAAGAACUUGAAGACCAAACAGGACCCGCCCCCCUCCCAGCCCAACCCCACUCUCAUACUGAGGGCAGAGCCAACGGUCACCAAUAUCAUCAAGACCAUGGAAGCAGACUACUCUAAGAACCAGGACAUGAUCCUGGGUGUGCUGGGUCACAUGAUGUCUGGGAAGAGUUUUGAGUUGAUCACAGCAGCUGCAGCGACUACAGGAAAACUGCAUAUGUUCGCUAGCAGACUGAUUAAGUUUAAUGAAUUUGCCAAGCAUUCCAGUGGAGAGGGAAGUAAGGUGUCCCUGAGCCGAGCUGUGUUGUUUGACAUCUCCUUUCUCAUGCUGGGGUACAUCUGUGUCAUGUAUGGUACUGAGAUCGUGUGCACCACCAGUGCCGGUGCGGGGAACGAACCAUUUUUCGAGACGUGGGUGGGGCAGAGUCUGCCCAUCGACCAGAAGUGCCGCCCCGUGGAGAACAUGGCACACCCUGACCCUGCCCGGGUGGAGAGUCUGCUCACACAGAUCAACUCUGGACAGGAGAUCAAGACAAGCCUGCAGAGAUGGCAGGACGUGUGCACCAACAUCCCGUUUGCUAUCCAGGAGAUCCUAACUGCCUGGGAGAAUGGAGCGGUCAGCGCUGAUGCUGUGCAGAAAUUCUGUGACAACAUCAAGCGCCACAUGUGCUGCCUGCCUGUGUGUAUUGCUGCCUGGCUGUGCAGCUACAUGCAGGGACUCACAGCUCCAGAGAGGGAGAAACCACUCAAACUGCUGAAACACAUGCUGUCUCCUAUACAGGGGGACCCCACCAUGUCACAGUAUAAUGAAAGGUCCAGUCUGAUGAUCCACAUUAUAAAGAAGAUCAGUGGAGACCUGCUGUCUGCCAAGUCCUCCAGGGUAACUGGGGAGGCUAGAGAGGGGGCUGGAGGGGCUGACACUGGCAGGCAGGUGUAUACAGACAAGUCCUCCAGGGUGACAGGAGAGGCCAGGGAGGGGACAGGAGGGGCUGACACUGGCAGGCAGGUGUACACAGGAGUGUUUAGCCAUGCCAUGCAGCUAGGAUGGGUGGACGGCAGGGGGAUCUGCUCAGCUGACAACAUGUUAACCAUCGGGGGUGCGCGCUGGUUCUGCCACUGUGCAGUCAAGGAGAUACUGAAGUGCAGUAGGAGGGAGGAUCUCAUUCAGUCAGUGAAUGUAGCGCUGGCAUUGUUUCAACUGGACAGCGAGCCAGUGGCCGUUGCGUUGCUAUCACACGUCAUUCCCUCCCUUCUACUGGACUCCUCCAAACGCGAGCUGCUGUGUAACCCUCGCGGGGCCGCCCUGGCCCGUCUGGCCGUGCAGUGCACAGCCAUGGCCUUCCUGACGCAGAGCAACGACAGGCGGCGGAAUGGGAAGUCCAGGAGUCGGAAGAGAGGCAGAGAAUCGGACAGGGAGUACGUGGUGUCACCAGCAUCUAGUGGGAGUGGGAAGGAAGACGAGAGGCCGUCCAAGCUGCGAAUCCUGCUCAGUGCUCCUGAGAAUGAGGCACAGAAUCCCGCCAUGCAAGUGAACCUCCCAUCCUACAGUAGCAGUGAGGCCCCAAAGCUGGCCGCACAAAUCAGCAACGUCAACUUCAAGGAACCCCUCAACCACGCUCUCGUUCGCUUGUUCCAGCUGUUCUCGGAUGUUUUGACGGACAGCUCCGUGGGACCGCAUACAGCGUUCGUGGUGUCCUUUGUACAGGAGUCUGUGAGGACAGGGGAGCAGGCCAGCAAGGCUAUACUACAGUUCAUGCCUUUCUCUAUGCUCCCCGCCCUGUUGCAGUGUUCGUCAGGAGUCUUCAGCCCAGAGGACAUCACACUGAUGGGGGACCUGACUCUGCCCAUGGUCAGGAAAGUCAUCGCAAAGGCUGUCUGCUACUACAGACCCAUCUAA